GGGCAGAAUGGUAAAUCACCUCGUCAGAGGGCUCCUUCUCGCUUCCUACUCUAGGUCGACGCCACCUACCGGCAGCAGAGUUCCACGGCACGGCACGGCUCCAUCCCAUCCCACUCCCGCCUACCAAUCCGGCGCCCUCUCCCACCCAUGGCCGCUGCGGUGUGCUGUCACCAUCGCCGGUGGCCGCUCCUCCUUCAGCUGGGCCUCGUCCUAGCCUUCCUGGUGGCGGCCGAGGCGUGGACGGGGGAGAUCCGCGGCCGCGUCGUCUGCGAUGUCUGCGGGGACGCUGCCAUCGGCCCCGAGGAUCACGCCCUCGAAGGUGCCGAGGUAGCUGUUCUCUGCAUCAUGAAAUCUGGCGAGGUUAUCAACUACCAGGCCUUCACAAACUCCAUGGGCAUGUACACCGUUGCAGAGACGAUGCCAGAGAGCGACCAGUGGGAGUCGUGCUUGGCUAGGCCCAUCAGUAGCUUCCACCAGCACUGCACUAGGAGGGGUGACGCUCACUCGGGGGUGAAGUUCACGUACAACAAACCGCCAGGGAAUGCGCACACCGUCAAGACUUUCCUCUACAAGCCUGUUAACGCCCCUCUGUACUGUAGUUAAACAGUCUAUUGAUUAUUUGGAAGGAAAAGAUAGUAAACAUAUAACAUGGAUAUGUAUUGGUGCCUCAGCCCAAUAUAAGUAAACAUGGUUUGAGUUGUAAAUUGGGGGGGGGGGGGGUCAGUUGUGUGUAUGUCUUACCUGUAUGUUGGUAAUGCUGUCUGAUCAUCAGUGCAAGGAAAAGGAUGCUGCAUGAAUCAAUUAUGUUUUGGACUGUA
Phragmites australis (common reed) is the source of this 818-nucleotide messenger RNA. RefSeq lists its product as uncharacterized. The transcript has 2 exons. The record is from RefSeq and is a predicted model, not a curated record. The coding region runs from base 148 to 603 and encodes 151 amino acids. Lineage: Eukaryota; Viridiplantae; Streptophyta; Magnoliopsida; Poales; Poaceae.